UACAGCUCGCGAAAGAUGUACGGUGAGAAGCUGCAGUUUGAGCUCAAUGACCGUGCGCAGAAGCACGGUUUCCAGAGCAAAUGGUGGCUCACGAGGGCACAGGCGAUUAAGAACUCCCUUACUUUUAAGGGAGGCGCGCGUAGUUCCAUCAUCCUUACAAAAAGUUCGCUUAAACUGUUUCACUCCAGCCAACUGAUUGGUGGAGAGGCUCUGAUGACACACCCAGUCUCUGGCGGAUCGAGGAAGUUGUACAGCAAAAAGGGCGAAGCUUUUCAAAUUCUUUCGGAUUAUAUCCGUCAGAAUAAGUUCAACAGUGGUCUUUACUUUACAAAUCGCCAGCUGGAAUUUUUUAAGCUUGCCGUGCAGCCAAGCCAGACACCGGUGUCACUAGACGUCACAUCAGGGGAUCGGUAUCUAAUCUAUAACGUGGAGCAGCUUGAAGAUCCGGAGCUGGCGCUCAAGACGCUGGAUCGUUCCCCUGUUAAUAUUCCAACGUUUCUUCUUUCUGGGGAACCCAUUCAAAAUGAGAGUUUGAAGAAGCUUCCAAAGUUCAAGAGCAAUUACUGGCUGAGUGGUCGCGAUGCGGAGUUGUAUCAGUGGCCUAUCAGGGAGAACGAGAAGAAGAAGGGAGUACCACUGAAAAAUGAGGGCAGUGCUUCGCUUCAGGUUGAGCUGUAUAAUGUGGAGCAGCUUAGCAACCCAGAAGAGGCUUUUGCAAAGGCCGGUCUCUUUGUUCAGUAA
Messenger RNA from Trypanosoma cruzi, 741 nucleotides. Its product is annotated as mitochondrial RNA binding protein, putative. The annotation marks the transcript as partial. NCBI's taxonomy places the organism in Eukaryota, Euglenozoa, Kinetoplastea, Trypanosomatida, Trypanosomatidae. The transcript has a single exon. The record is from RefSeq and is a predicted model, not a curated record.